UCGAAAGUGAAAGUUUGCUGAGGUCGGUAAAUCAGAUAGGCUGCACGAAUGAAUCCAAGCAUCUGACAGUAAAGUUCAGGAGUGAAAAUGCCGACACACAUCAGACGGACAUCAGGAUGAAUCACUACCUCGUGUCGAGGUUCAGAAAGAAACUAAAAAGCCUUCCUGUUGCAGAUUACCAUGGCCUCAAGAGUCCAGGUCUUACAUGUUACCUGAACAGCGUGCUUCAGGUGCUUUUCAUGACAGAAAACUUUCGCGACGCUUUGAAAAGCAGUCCAGAUCACCGGAGGGGCAGAAAAGACUCACCAAUCGUUGACCCAGAGCUGAGAAGGCUGUUUGAUGAUUUACAGAAACAAUUGGCCGAAACACGUAACAUCACAGAGAAGCUGGGCAUCACAGAUGUAUUUGAACAACGUGAUGCUGCUGAGUAUUUUGAGAAGAUUUUGUGUAUGACGAGCCAAGACGCUUCCAAGAUCUUUAAAGGAGAGCUGAAUCACAGGACAACAUGCUGUAAGUGCAACAUGAAGAACGAUUCCAGGAGCUUCUUUUGGAUUCUGCCACUAAUGGUGGAAGAUUCAAGAUAUAAAACCUACAAUGUGGAGCAAGGACUCGAAGCUUUCUUUGAGUUACAACAAGUAUCUGGUGAUGACCAGAUAUAUUGCAACCGCUGUGAUGAAAAGCAAAAUGCAAACAUUAAAUGGGAGAUAACACAACAUCCAGAUGUUCUGACCCUCCUGCUAAAGAGAUUUACCUUUGACUACAAGCUGAGAUGCUACGUCAAGCUUCACUGCAAAGCUGAUGUGCCUCAAACUUUACACAUGGAGAAAUGUACUUAUGAGCUCUACGCUGUGGUUAACCACUUUGGCAGUCUCACAGGAGGACACUACACCGCAGAAAUCAAAUCAUAUGAAAAUGGGCAGUGGUACUGCUUCAAUGAUGGACGUGUUGAAAGUGUCAAACUAUUUUUGGCUAAAGAAAACCCACUGAGGUCUUCUGCAGCUUACAUCCUCCUGUACAGGAAAGUGAGCAAAGAACCUCCAAAGACUGAUGGAAGUGACCACGAUGCUCAGUGUGCACAUUCAGACAUCAAGGCUGAAGGAAGGAGUCAUGAGACACACAGAGGAGACGCUGCUUUUCCUCAUUAUCAACCAGAGAGAUAUAAUGACAAAGGGAAGGACAUUUUAAAGAGCUUCAAUGGUGAUUUGCCAAAAAGCUGCUGUGAUGAUGGAAUUUUGGGAAAACUGAUGAACUUUAAUGGAGAACCGGAUAAACAGCCAAACCAAAGAGCAGCACGGAUAAACAAAACAACUGACAAUCGCAUAAACAUUAAAGCAGAUGUGCAGUGGCUUGAUUCAAAUACAAAGACACCCAUGUAUCCUCAUAUGAGCAAAACAGAAAAUUUGAGAACACGGAAAAUUUACGAGACUCAGCAAAACAGUAAUUCCCAAAAGAAACAGCAGAAAGCACGAGACACUUUUUGGGAAGUUAGGGACAACACUGAUACUAAGACUGGAACAAAAACAAGUAAACCAAGGAGUAGCCCAGGAAGAAAUAGAGAAACAGAGAAAAAAUAUAUAAUAAAAGAGCCUUGGAGGUGAUGUUGUUAAUUGUGAUCGGUAAACUGUGAAGAGGAAUGCAUUUGUUUACGUUGUUAUAUGUCAAUGUCUUGUGUAUGUAUUUAAAACGUUCAGUAAAUUAUUUAAUGCAGCGGUCCCCAACCCCUGGUCCACAGACCGGUACUGGUCCAUGAGUAGUUUGGUACCAGGCCACGAGAGUUGAGGCUCAGGUUUGAAAUUUAUGGUUUUCAGGGUUUUUAUCGUUAUUUUUUAAUGUUUUAUCAUUAAGUCAGUUUCCUUGGGUCUUUUCCCGUGUGUUAUGAAUAUUUUUUUUGGUACCAGUACUGGUUUUAUUUUGUUGUAUUUAUCCGCGACACCUCCGUGAAAAUAUUGCCCGACGGGUCCGUGGUGCAAAACAAAAAGGGUUGGGGACCGUUGCUUUAAUGAGACUUUGUGCAUUUGUGUUAGAAAAAUUUACUUGUCAAGUUAUGCAGGUGUUACUUGCAGAAGAUCUCAAACACACAUCUUUGUAAUGUGGCCCUGAGAGGUCAGAUGCAGUACAGCAGCUGCAGGAGUGACAGAAACUCAAACAUAUGAUGGACUGUGCUGAGAGGUGCUGAAAAAGUGAAAGAUUCACUUGUGUCCAAGAUAAGUUGUGCGCUAAUAACAUGAUUCACAUGUGCUUUUUGGCAUUUUUUGACAUGUUUUUUUCAGCUUCGUGUCCAUUCUAUUUUUUCUACCUCUGCUCUGCUUUGUGUGCUUUUUGCAGCAUUUUCUAUUAGCUGUUGUUUCCUUUGGGUUUAGUAAGUUUGACCUCUCAGGGCCACCAUACUUUUCCCCACAGUCAGUCAAUAUGUUGAACAUAGUACAUGUUGUUUUAUAAUGGAACUGAUAAAUAAUAUUUGCAGUGAUUUUUUAAUGAGAUUCGUGUUAAAGAGGAACAGCAGGUAAAUAAACACGCCCUGCUCUCAUCAUAAACUGAGAUAUCAGUUUAGAUUUCCAGUCAGGGAAACGUCUAAUAAAGAAUCACAUUCACACACUUGGUAAUUUAGGUUGUUACG
Molecule: messenger RNA, 2617 nt
Organism: Pelmatolapia mariae (spotted tilapia)
Lineage: Eukaryota; Metazoa; Chordata; Actinopteri; Cichliformes; Cichlidae
Product: ubiquitin carboxyl-terminal hydrolase 47-like
Exons: 12
Coding region: 117-1598 (493 amino acids)
Biological process (GO): protein deubiquitination
Cellular component (GO): nucleus; cytosol
Molecular function (GO): cysteine-type deubiquitinase activity
Source: RefSeq, a predicted model, not a curated record